Molecule: messenger RNA, 1110 nt
Organism: Rana temporaria (common frog)
Lineage: Eukaryota; Metazoa; Chordata; Amphibia; Anura; Ranidae
Product: lutropin subunit beta
Exons: 3
Coding region: 39-455 (138 amino acids)
Biological process (GO): G protein-coupled receptor signaling pathway
Cellular component (GO): cytoplasm; extracellular region
Molecular function (GO): hormone activity
Source: RefSeq, a predicted model, not a curated record
AGUCUCACUCAAGAUAGUGGCACCAUCAUUUACCAACCAUGUUCUCUACAAUAAGGAUGUUUUGUUGUCAGUUGACAAUCCUGUGUCUGUUCGCUCACUUGUCUGCUGUGCAAGGACGUCACAUAUGCCACCUUGCUAAUGCAACUAUCUCUGCAGAGAAAGACCACUGUCCAGUAUGCAUUACCUUCACCACCAGCAUCUGCACUGGCUACUGCCAGACAUUGGACCCUGUCCACAAGACAGCUCUCUCCUCAUUUAAACAGAAAAUCUGUACCUACAAGGAGAUCCGCUAUGACACCAUCAAACUGCCAGACUGUUUGCCUGGCACAGACCCAUUCUUCACCUACCCCGUGGCAUUGAGCUGUCACUGUGACUUCUGCAAGAUGGACUAUAGCGAUUGUACCGUGGAGAGCAGCGAACCCGAUGUUUGCAUGAAGAGUCGCAUAUCCAUUUGAUGUUCGUCAAAUUAAAAUUGCAUGUUUAGAAACUAAAAGGAAACCUCUGCUGAGAGUAUGAAGCCUGCCUUUGCUACCAACUGCUAAAAAUGCUAGUUGCCUGUCAAGCUGACAAUUUGACUCAACUGCGUUACGAUUCACUAAUCUGGAACAAGUAUGUACCACUGGGAAUUCCAAUUGGCUGUAGAUCAAGCCAGGCAACUAGCAUUUUCUGAAGGAGGUAAACAAUGACAGACAAAAGGUUUCUCUCAGGACAGAUUUCCUUUUUGUCUGGCCUCGGUUUCUUCUUUAACCCUAUAAAAUCGAAUGCCAGGAAAACAGCUAGUCAAUUUAAAUGUAUAUAUUGUAUGCUUAUUGUUUUUUUUCCUGCCAAAGGAUUUGAUUGUGUAGCCAAUCGUGUUUUUCUACAUCUCUGCUACACAGCACAGCUGGAUAGGUACCACGUUCCCUGGUAUAUGAAUGCAGCUUUCUAGGUCACCUCUUCUGCCUGCAACCAGAAUCAGCAGGAAGGUAGUCCAGAAACUAGUUAAAGGAUAACUCCACUUUUGUAGGUAAAAUAAAAAAAUAUAGCAAACAAAGUUAAUUUAGAGCAUAUAAGUCUGACACAAGUCAUAUUGUGAUUUGAAAGUUAAUAAAAGUUAAAUUUCCUUUUCAA